Phyllostomus hastatus (greater spear-nosed bat) is the source of this 5167-nucleotide messenger RNA. RefSeq names its product 5'-nucleotidase, cytosolic IA (gene NT5C1A). Gene Ontology annotation, cellular component: cytoplasm; cytosol. Gene Ontology annotation, molecular function: magnesium ion binding; nucleotide binding; 5'-nucleotidase activity. The record is from RefSeq and is a predicted model, not a curated record. The coding region runs from base 76 to 1200 and encodes 374 amino acids. The transcript is spliced from 6 exons. NCBI's taxonomy places the organism in Eukaryota, Metazoa, Chordata, Mammalia, Chiroptera, Phyllostomidae. Gene Ontology annotation, biological process: adenosine metabolic process; nucleotide metabolic process.
GCCCGGGACGCGCAGCCCAGCCCCGCGAGCUCCGUGUCUCCGCCGCCGCCCUCUCUGUCGGGUCACAACCAGAGCAUGGAAGCCGGGGAUCCCCGGGAGCCCCGGGAGCCCCGGGAGCCCCGGGAGCCCCGCGAGCCCGGGCCGGGGGCAGAGACCGCCGCGGCCCCGCGCUGGGAGGAAGCCAAGGCUUUCUCCGACAAACUCUCUCCCAAGAAGAAACCCAAAUCGCCCAAGCCUCAGAAUGCAGUCACCAUUGCUGUGUCCUCCCGAGCCUUGUUCCGCAUGGACGAGGAGCAGCGGAUCUACACGGAGCAGGGCGUGGAGGAGUACGUGCGCUACCAGCUGGAGCACGAGAACGAGCCAUUCAGCCCAGGGCCGGCCUUCCCCUUUGUGAAGGCUCUGGAGGCUGUGAACAGGCGGCUUCGGGAGCUGUACCCUGACAGCGAGGACAUCUUCGACAUCGUCCUCGUAACCAACAACCACGCCCAAGUGGGUGUCCGUCUCAUCAAUAGCAUCAACCACUACGACCUGUUCAUCGAGAGGUUCUGCAUGACGGGCGGGAAUAGCCCCAUCUGCUACCUCAAGGCCUAUCACACCAACCUCUACUUGUCAGCCGAUGCAGAAAAAGUUCGGGAAGCCAUUGAUGAAGGGAUCGCAGCCGCCACCAUCUUCAGCCCCAGCAGGGACGUGGCUGUGUCCCAGAGUCAGCUGCGCGUGGCCUUCGACGGGGACGCGGUGCUCUUCUCGGACGAGUCGGAGCGCAUCGUCAAGGCCCACGGGCUGGACAGGUUCUUCGAGCACGAGAAGGCCCAUGAGAACAAGCCCUUGGCCCAGGGACCUUUAAAGGGCUUUCUGGAGGCUCUGGGUAGGCUGCAGAAGAAGUUCUAUUCCAAGGGCCUGCGGCUGGAGUGCCCAAUCCGCACCUACUUGGUGACAGCACGCAGCGCAGCCAGUUCUGGGGCCCGGGCUCUCAAGACUCUGCGCAGCUGGGGCCUGGAGACAGAUGAAGCCCUGUUCCUUGCGGGAGCGCCCAAGGGCCCCCUGCUCGAGAAGAUCCGCCCACACAUCUUCUUUGAUGACCAGAUGUUCCAUGUGGCUGGGGCUCAGGAGAUGGGCACAGUGGCUGCCCACGUGCCUUACGGUGUGGCACAGACACCCCGGCGGACUGCACCUGUGAAGCAGACCCCAGCUGCACAGUAGCCGAGCUGCCAGCCUCACUGACCCUCAGUGCUCCAGGCACAGCUCCCUGUCAUACCUCGACAUGUCAUCCAGUGGACCGACCCUUCUAGUCCCUUACCACACUGCCUGGCUGCAUGUCUGCCCUCAUCCCUCUGAGUGAGGUACUAGUAGGCAAUCAUGCAGACUGGGGUGGCAUCCUCAUCCUCACCAGCUCUCGUUCUGGGCCAGCUCUGGGCCACGAUGCUGGCUAGGAAAGUAAGACUGUGGCUGGACUUCAGGGGGAAGUGGAUGGCACUGGGCGUGGGAGGGUCAGAGGAGCCAGGAUGCCUGCAAAGGGCUCUGGGGUGGAAUCCAGCCCCGUGUAGCGUGAAGAGCACCUCUCCAACAGAGAGGGGAAUCUGGCCUCUGCGCUCUGUCCUGGCAUUAACUGCAUGACUUUGACCAAGUCCCUCCCCUUCAUGGGCCUCAGUUUCCCCAUCUUUUAGGUGGUUUUCAAACUCUCCUUUAGCUGAAGAAGCUUGGUUUUAUAAGAUUGUCCUCUUUGAAGGAAGCAUUCUGUGCCAGGGCUGCUGCUGGUCUACAUAGCACCUUUGUGCGGAUCACACAAAGAUGCUGUCUCUAGGGUGAAUUAUGCAGAGAAGGCCCUUCCUCUGGGCUGGCUAUCCACACUGGGUGCACAGCUUGCCCAGCAGGCUAUGAGUGGGAUGUCAGCCCCCACUGGCUCAUCAGCCCAGAGGCCUUUGUCAACUGGGCAAAAUGCACAAUCAUCAUCCACAGCAACCCUACCUAUAAUUUUAUAUGUUUGGAAACCACCUGACAAGAUGACCCAUUUGCUUCCUGUGAUCCUCUAAUCUGUCUCAUCAGGGGUCAGCUGCGGCCAGGUAGGGGAUGUCUGAAAGGAAUAAGGGAGUGGAUUAAGCCUGCAUGCAAACUCCGGCCCAGCCAGCAGGGGGCACUGCAGGCACUUCCAGGGGAGCAGCUUUAGUGGCAGCCUGCUCAGUGCUUCCAUUGCUUUUGCUUGUAGCCAAAGUUCAGUUCCUGCCUGCCAAGCCUCUCACCUCAACCCUCACUCCCUCAAUUAUUGCAUCCUGCUGUGUCACUGAGCAGCCCUGCCAGUGAGGGGGAAAAUGGAGUAUUGGGGUUUACUGUUGUGGGCCCAGGGGGCAAGAGCUCAGUGGCUGGAGUGGGAGGUUGUCCAGGCUGAGCCUGAGGGAAGGAAGGCCCGUCUGGGAUGAUGUGGGGUGUGUGGGAGGUCUGGUCUGUGGCCGUAGCCAGUUAGAGAGGAAAGGAGCUGAAAUGUGCACUACAAGCUUCUACAGAUAUGAAAUUGUGAGUGGAAGUAAUGAGCUCUCCAUCACUGGGAUGCGUGCAAGGGACACCCUUGGAGGGACACCCAUGAAUCCUGCACCCUUGCAGGAGCACCUGCAGCCCCUUUGUCACCACUUCCAGGGUAGAAUUCUCACUGCUUGAUGAGUUGGCCUCCUCCUUUGCUGACCACCCCGGUUCUCUCUGGAGGGAUGGUGGGCACCAUUGGCUGGUCCCUUGGGAAGACCUAGGGGUGUGAACAGACAUCUGGGGGCAGGGGCUGAUUGCCCAGUUCCUGGGGACUCCUAGCUGUGAUCAAGCGCUUUAUGAAGAAAGCCAAAGGUACUGUCAAAAUGGGCAGGAGCCUGGAGGUGUGUGCAGGAGAGCUGGAAUGCUUGUGGGGGCAGGAAAGGGGGGUAAAAGGCCAUCCAGAGCCUGACCUUUGUCCUUUUGAGGAUGCAACCCAGGGUCUGAAUGGGCACAGGUUCUGGGCAGUGCAGGUAGGGCAGUUGUUGCAGAAGGAUCAUCCAGGAAAAAGAAAAAAGUGAGAACACAAAGGUGGUUCUUGAAAUGAGCGACAGUUCAGCCAGAAUGGAAGUGCUUGGCUGGGGUUUUACCAUCAGCACCUAGAGGCGGGUGCUGGGGCAGAAGGGCAAGGCGGUGUGGAGUGCCGGGGCAGAUGCCCAGCACUGACUGCCGUAUCGGGGAAGGGCAGGUGAUGAGGAUGUCUGCACAAGGUCCUUUUCAUCCACAGCCACAACCUUUUUGGGCAACAGAGGAGGCUUUCAAGGCAGAGGGCCUAGUUUUGAGCUCCUUUCUCUCCUCGUAUUCCAAGCCAACCAGAGAUAGUAUGAGACCUAAAGGGAAAUGAGAAGGAAGUCAGAGAGCUCAACCCAAGUCACCUUUUUUUAAAAAGAAGAUUUUAUUUAUUUGUUUUUAGAGAGGGAAGGGAGGGAGAAAGAGAGAGAGAAACAUCAAUGUGCGGUUGCUGGGGGCUGUGGCCUGCAUGCAACCCAGGCAUGUGCCUUGGCUGGGAAUUGAACCUGCAACGCUUUGGUUCGCAGCCCACGCUCAAUCCACUGAGCUAUGCCAGCCAGGGCCCAAGUUACCUUUGGCUUUGGCUGAACCACUGACACAUCUGCCCACCAUCCCUUAAGUCAGAAUCACCCCCUUGGAUGAGCCCCCAGGGCUCUCAGAGCCAGCUGGGAGCCCACAGAGUGGUGGGUAGGCUGUGCAAUCAGGGUGGACAGUGUGCCCUGUGAAAGCAAACCAGAUGUCGCCUAAUUAAGAUAAACCCCAGGGAUUCUGGGAACUGCAAAGUCCUGCCCCCGGGCCCUAGUGAUAAAUGCUGCUGAUUCUUCCAGGUCUCUCAGAAAGCCAAAGAUAAGGUGCAGCAAAAGCCUGGGUCACACUGGAGCCACCAUUAAUAGGCACAGACAGGCCUGGGCAAUGAGAGACAGGAGGGUCCAAAUUCUAUUACUGAAGCCAUAAAUGAGCAUCUCAGGCCUGGAAAGAACAACAACAACAACAACAACAAAAACCCUUUCAGAGGCUGGAAUAAAAGGUCAUAAGUUCUGAGGGCAGGUUUAGGCAGUAGUCAGAUGCACCUGAUUGUUUCAAGGGCUGAGGAGGAGCAUUCACCAGGCAAAUUAAAAAGCCAGGUGGGCACUCAAGUCUCAGACCCUAUGUGCUCUGCAGCACUGGGCCCAGACACUGCAGUUCCUGGCGGCCUGGACCCCUGCAGCCAAAAGCAUCACAGCCUAACAGGUCUUGCAGAACUUGUCCCAGGAUAUGCUUGCCAACAAAGUCCCAGACCCACUGGAAACUGCCACUUAGCAGAAAACCAGAAACCCUAAUAUAAGUAAGCCCUGAGACUGCUAAGAUCAUUGCAAGACAUCCCCUCCCCUUCCUGAAGGCCCUAUCAGAAUGGUGGGGGUAUAGCAGAAAAUGCCAGGAUAAAUCAAAACUAGUAAGAAGUUCAAAUCCAAGAUGGAUCUGGCGUUACAAUGAUAUUCAACUGGUAUGCACCAGUCGGGCCAAACUGGUGCUUAAAAUGCUGAAGUGUCUUCAGAACAUUAGUAAAUGGCUCCAGACCGAGUCCCUGAGUGGGUCUGAGCGGCCCCAGUUCCCUUGGUCCCUCCAGUGUGACUGCUCCCUCUUCCCACCAUCCAGUUAAAGAGGCUUCUCAGGCAGCUUCCAGGGGGCUGCUGCUGCUGCAAAACGGCCAGUGGUGCCCGUGCUGGUUUAGAGAAAUAAGCAAUUGCCCAGUCACACAGCUAGUAAGUGGCAGUACAGGAGCUCAAGCCAUAGCUGGCUGGCUGCCCAGGCUUUGAAUCGUUUUGCCGUAUGGCCCAGACAUGUGCAGAGAGGUGACAAUACAAGAUUCAUAACAAAGUAGUUCACCGACGGCCCAUUAACUCACUGACCUCCUGCACGUUAAAAUGCUUAAUACACUUGAGUGGGUACAUUUUUUAUAGCUUCUUAAAUAGCUAAGACAAAUUGAAAUUAGAGUCAGACAUUUACAGAGCCCUUGGAGCACCUCAACACCCCCAACUUCUGAGGAACCCAGUUUAAAGACCCUGCAUGGGGCUAAUGCAGGGUUGGUAGACCAUGGUUCCUUGGGCCAAAUAGAACCCACUACUUGUUUUUGUAAAAAUAAAACAAAAAAACCCUUUUAUUGGAA